Molecule: messenger RNA, 1341 nt
Organism: Torulaspora globosa
Lineage: Eukaryota; Fungi; Ascomycota; Saccharomycetes; Saccharomycetales; Saccharomycetaceae
Gene: NVJ3
Product: Nvj3p
Exons: 1
Coding region: 1-1341 (446 amino acids)
Source: RefSeq, a predicted model, not a curated record
AUGUCGACAAUUCUCUACAACGCAAGCUCGAGCUUGGUGCCCAAGUUCCAGAGACACAACGUGCUGAGGCAGCAGCGUGAUGCAACGCCUGGGUUGUCUUCAUCGCUUCAUGACGAAGGCAUCGACAGACCUUCUUCUAACGGACAGGACGAUACACCGUUCAAGAGCGGCUUUGCGAAGAAUUCAGAUGGCUAUUUACAGGAACUAUGCUGCUCAGUGUAUCCUACUUCUCUGCAUCAACGAAUACGUAAGCUGGAUUCGAUGGCAGAUCUCCCGUUGCAAGCGUUGAUGUCGCUCGUGUGGCAGAAUUUUGUGACAUCGUGGUAUGGCGUCAAGAUCCCGACUUGCGACGAUCUUUUCAUGGCCCAAUUGUUCGACUUGACUCAACUAAUCGCUGGCCGUUUGAAAUCUACCGACCUGGAGUGCGAGCCUUUCAUUGCCGAUGACCUGCCGUCUGUCCUAUCGGAACACAUCCAAGCAAUGAGGGCUUGUGUGCGCGAGGAUGAUGCGUUCUAUCGCUAUUGCCAGUUAACCUCGUUCGAGGAGGGAUACUACCCUCAAGUGCUGACAAACUACGUGCUAGCAACUGUCCCUGCAGGCUCGAGCCUGCAGACGACUUUUCUGCAGGCGCUGUUCAACGAACUGCUGAUGGGGAAGAUAAUGGACAGAGUAUCCGAGCCCUAUUUUGCUCUUUCCGCUAUCAGCAAGCUAUGCCGUAAAUUGGAGGCCAGAAGACGAAGAAAAGAUAAACAACCGAAAGCUGGGCCAGUGGAUAGGAUCAAAAAGUGGAUCGCGGCUGCCGGUAGGACAAUUGCACUCAUGACUUCCAUGGACAAAUCAGCAAAAAAGGCUCUCGAGCUACCGCUCGCGUAUACGAACGUAUUCACUCUCAUCUUCGUGGACCUGCUGAAGCUGCCUGGCAGAAAACCCUACUUGUACGCGGUUGGAAAGACCCUACAAUACUGGUCAGCCAAGUCCAGGUCUGUUGAUGCUGUGUUCCAAAACCUGUUCUUCAAUCUCAUCAAACAAUGCGUGUCAAUGGAGACGAAUAUGCAUCGCCUGCUUAUAUUGCUGAGAGAAGGAUUAUUUCCUGAGGACAACAAAAUAGGCACGGGAACAGUUAUACCCGAAGGCGAUGAGUUCGAAGAUUUUAAGCGCACUUGUGCUGACGACCUGUGGCAAGCCGUCCACGCCUACAGACUGGAUUCUGUCCUUGGCGUCGAAGAAAAAGACGUGACAGAGAUCAUCGAGAUAAUUUGCAGGGACAAACGAUGCAAUAAACUUCUAGCCUUUAGGAUAAUAGACGCUCUACUGGCCCGCACGAGUUACCUUUCCGCCUAA